Messenger RNA from Nezara viridula (southern green stink bug), 1386 nucleotides. The record is from the annotation of a GenBank genome assembly. NCBI's taxonomy places the organism in Eukaryota, Metazoa, Arthropoda, Insecta, Hemiptera, Pentatomidae.
AUGGCCUUAUAUGACAACAAACAUUGGCUUUUAUCACACAUUCGGAAAUCCUUUAUCACUUCAGACGAUUCAGGAAUGUGUGAAGCUGUAAUGAUUUGUGACAAUAUUGCUAAGCAGUUACCAGUUAACAAAUAUGAUUGCUAUCCUUGUGUUGAACAAGAUGAAGAGGAAGAUGACUUGGAUAGCAUGGCUCAGUCAUUUGAUCUUAACUCAGAUCUACAAUUCGGGCUAAGGCGUCACAGAUCUAACACAGCUCAAAGACUUGAAAAAAUGGAAGCAGAGAAAAAAAAGGCAGCUAAUACCAUUCAUGUCAAGUGGAUAACAAAUCCUGUUCCAUUAUCAGCUGAAGCAAGAGCCGAAUUAUUUCCAAGGAAAGAUCUUAAAAAUACUAAACGAGAAAAACAGGUAUCAUUAUUGACUGAAUUGCUAGCGAAAUUUCCAGACAUGCCCGAAAACCCCUUUAAGGAUUUCGCCAGAAUGGAUGGAAAUGCACAAGUUGGAGUAUCCACAAAAAGAUAUUUGAUAUUCAUUACAAUGCUUAAUGAAAAUGAUAGGAGAUAUCCAAUGGAAGUUGUGAUAAUAUCGUCUGCCAAGAUCUUAGAUUUGGUAGGCCUUAUUUGUUGGAAAUGUUCCAUUGAGUAUCCAGAUGUCCCUCUCAAAGAUAGUGUGAAUCAUUAUGGGCUGUUUAUUGCUGAAGAUGAUGGUGCUGUGGAUUGGGAUUUUCCCAGUCUUGAUUCAAGAGAAGUAGUGUCGAAAUUUGGCUUCACCUAUUUGGCUUUGGUUGAAAGGGAUCAGGCUGUUCAGCAGGAUGAAACCUAUCCCCUUUUGAUCGAAUCAUUAUCUCUUCAUCAUUCUGAACCUGGCCCAAGUUCUACUCGAGCUCAAUUGGAAAAUCAGUUAGAAGAGGACAUGAACAGAAUCCGAGGCCAUAUAAAAGCCAUUGGAGCUCCAGUCUAUCAAUCUUUCAAUGUUUAUGUAUUGAAUAAAGUGAGGGCGAGAUCGGAAAUUCAUUUAGGAAUUUCUGGAGAAAAAUUGGAAAUAUUCCCAGUUAUACAGCAGAGAGUGAGUGCUAGACUUUGGGGUGGUAAGCAGAAAGCCGAAACUUUUUCCAUGGAAGAUGUUGUAUCAUGUGAUGUCACAGAACAUAAAUCUAAUAACAGAUCUACAUUUAGGUUGGUUUAUUGCCAGAAGAAAGGAAGUACUGGUGAUGAACUGGGUACCGUUAAACAUAGAGAUUUCGAAUCAGAGACGACUGUCGCCUCGGACAUUGUGAAAAAAGUUAAUCAUAUUUUGGAGGUUAGGCAAAGUGACAAGAGGAGAGAAUACAUUGCCAGUCGUGAAAGGAAGUCGCAUCGGAAGAAAAAUUUUCAUCUCGGCCCCAGAUGA